Diutina rugosa is the source of this 360-nucleotide messenger RNA. It is a transcript of the gene SDC1, whose product is annotated as Sdc1p. The record is from RefSeq and is a predicted model, not a curated record. NCBI's taxonomy places the organism in Eukaryota, Fungi, Ascomycota, Pichiomycetes, Serinales, Debaryomycetaceae. The transcript has a single exon. Bases 1 to 360 code for a protein of 119 amino acids.
AUGGAGACUACUCAACCUGAGACCACCAAUGGUGUGGAUACGACGAUAAAACAAGAACUGGAACAGCCCGUUGAGACUAAUGGCGUUGAAGUUAAACAGGAAACCUCGGAAACCUCAGUAUCUGAGCCGGCUCCCGCUGCUGCUCCCACUCCCGUGACUACUACCAAUAAAGGCAAACCCGUUACCGAAGAAGUCGGGGGGUCGCUGGUACGGCGCUAUUUGAACCAGCACCUCACCGUCCACCUUCUUGAAGGUCUCAAGCUUACAUCACAAACGAAACCUGAGGAUCCAUUGAAGUUUCUUGGUGAGUUUUUAAUCCAACGCUCCAAUGAACUCGCCAUGAAGGAAGACAACAACUGA